This is a messenger RNA of Triticum urartu, 643 nucleotides long. The record is from RefSeq and is a predicted model, not a curated record. Lineage: Eukaryota; Viridiplantae; Streptophyta; Magnoliopsida; Poales; Poaceae.
AGGAGCCCCAUUGUGCAAACCAUCCAUCUCAGAUCAGGAGCAACCAAAUCAAGAAAGAAGAGCGCACCAGAGCCGUGUUUAAUCACUCACCAACGACCGAUGGCGUUUUUGGGAGGAUCAUUGCGCGGGACGAGAAGCAUUGGCAGCGGGAAGAUGACGCAGGGGAUGAGCCACGGCGGGUUGCGGCCGUGGCCGCAGGCGCCGGCGCCCGUGAGGCAGCUCUUCUGGAGGAUGAGGCGCGCCGUGCUGCGGCCGAAGCGCCGUGCCGUGAGUUUUGGGUACGAUCUCAAGAGCUACUCCCAGAACUUCGACGAUGGCCUCGUCCCUGCCCACCGCCUCUAGCAACACCCGCAGUGUCUUCUUCUUCUUCUUUUUCUUCUUUUCAAUUCUACUUGCCGCCCGGCUGGAGCACGGCUCGAGGCUGGUGAUUUGUUCCUCUAGCUCAGCUACCAGUGUAUUAGUAAAAAAAGUUGAGUUGGAAAAUACCCAGUGUACUAGUAUUAGAAAGUACUGUUCGUACACUAGUUGCUUAGUGUUGAAAGCCUGAAACUGCCAACGAAAUGACAGUGUAUCUAUGUGCUUCUAUGUAGUCUGCAAGCCGUCACUUGACACAAUGGAAUGGGAUUUCAGCAAUUUAUGUUUA